Messenger RNA from Melitaea cinxia (Glanville fritillary), 1355 nucleotides. RefSeq lists its product as uncharacterized. The record is from RefSeq and is a predicted model, not a curated record. The transcript is spliced from 7 exons. NCBI's taxonomy places the organism in Eukaryota, Metazoa, Arthropoda, Insecta, Lepidoptera, Nymphalidae. The coding region runs from base 1 to 1308 and encodes 435 amino acids.
AUGUCCGCGUCCAGUGUGUCGCGCGGCUCGCCCGCCGCCGCUGCAGACAUCAUAGAUCUGGACCGCUACAUCCGAGCCUCCGUGCGACCUUCACGACAUCGUCCUGCUCACACACGUGAGCGUCUGAUCGUGGAUGCGGGUGGUGUAGAUCGUGUGCCGGUGGAACUGAGCUCCAGCAGCGACAGCGUCCCCGUGCAGCCGCGCCCGUACACCCGGGACCGCAAACAGUACUCGCACGACUCUGGAGUCUCUGAUGGCAGCUAUUUGAGGCAGAGAUACCGGCCACAUAGACGGAUAAGCGUAGAGAAACCUCGCAUUUCGAGUCGGACAGCUGACUCCAACUCAUCAGUACGCGAAUUCAAAGCCGCCUGCGAAAAGGCUUUACGUGAGCAACAAGAACAAAUAGCCCGCGUCGCAGAACUGUGCGAGAAACUAGCGCAACCACAAAUUGCACAGAAUAUUCCUCAAACAGGAAUUCAGAACACUCCAAAUGUAGGACAAAAUAUUGGUUCAAACAUUUCUUCUCAAGUUGCUCAAACUUUAAAUUGUAUGAGCCAAAAUACAAAUCAAUUCGGUCAACAUUUAAAUCCUACUAAGCAAAAUUUUGGCCAAAACGUGUGCCAAGUGAGUCGUGUGAAGCAAAGAAUAACACCCUGCACGAGCGACAUUACAUCAAGCAGUUGUAGUUCAAGGAAUGUCAAAAUACGUGAUAAGCAUAGGUCAGAUUCGUGUAAAACGUACAAGCUAAUAAUGGGUAAGCUGGACGAGCUGAGUCAGUUGUUCGCGACUCGACGUGCGCCGGUCCGAGCGCGUGUUGUACGAGGCUCAUCUGGGUCCAUUUCAGUUUGUGAUAAGCUUGUGGCUACUGAUGAUGGAAGUAACUUUAACACAAUUAUUCAUGCAAACCGUAAUGGUCCCGGCCAGACAUCAGAUAACUCUCCUAACAGGCGUCAGCUCCGAGUGAUACAAGCCCACCGCGUGGACAUCACUCCAGCGGAUCAACGGAGAAAACAACUUGAUAAUAUUGAAGCGCACUGCAGUGGUCCUUCUGUUACUGGAUCAGCAAGCGACGUCUUCGACUUGGACAAUCCCCUGCACCUGUAUGCGCAAGCUAAGCGUUUACAAGCAUUACACGCAAGCAGUCAACGCAGCUCGAAUCGCUCUCCGUACAAACAUGGUGUUUACCAAGAAAAAUCUGAUGAUAAGUCGGAAGACGGAAUCAAAGAGAAAUGUGACGACAGGAAUAAAUCUGUGUGCGCGUUAUGUCGUAGUUAUUGGAAAAUUCUUAGACAAUAUUUCAGACAAUAAUCAUAUAAAAAUUAUUAUUUAUUAUUAUAUUAAUGUUUCAUAAAUUG